GUUGGUAGACAUCAGAAUGAAUAUUCUGAAACAGAUAAGGCAAACUUUGUCAUCGUUAGACGAUGAAUCGGAUUAUUUCCUUCAAAAGAAGUACGCUCUGAUUGCUGCUGGAGUUCAAAUUCCUACGAGCCAUCCCCUAUAUCGAUUUGCCUUCUACGUCUACAGACUUACCAUACUAUUGCACCUCGUUUUGUGGUACGAUCGGUUUGUCGACAACUUCUCCGAUGAGGAGCGCUUGGGUGAACUGAUCACAUCGCUCGCCAUUUGCGCCCAAUUUACCGGCCUCCUACUGCGGUCAGUUGUGGUGCGAAUUUAUCUGAGCAGAAUUAGACGCGUGCAGGACUACUUGGGUGAACGUUUGAGCGACUGUCGUUAUGAUUACCGAAACAAAACCUACCGAUUGAUCCGUCGAAUCGUGAGGACUUUCGCAAUUACGUUUUUCCUGGAUUUGCUGCUGCAGUUUAAAUUCGUGAAGUAUCAACCAUUUUUUGAUUUGCCAACAAACGUGCAUCACCUUGGUGUUUUUUCGACGCUACUCGGCUACCGGGUGGAUGUCGUUGCGGAUUUUUUUUAUUGCUUCAUUUUUACGGCUCAUGUGACGAUCGUCAAUACCUACAUAAAAGCGUUUGAUGUUGAGAUGAGGAAAAUUAUUGACGCGCUGCAGAAUUUGUUCGGUAACGUGGAUGCUGAAAUAGAGUACACUAAAACUGCGAACGGUGCUGAAGAGUUACGUUUUUUGGAGGUACUCAAGCGCAAACUGAACAUAAUCGUUAAGGAUCACGUUGAAUUGCUCAAUCAAUUAGAACAACUGAAGGGAUUCCUGCAGGUCAUUUUCAUGGUUAUGUUCUACCUGCAAAUGGUAACGGUAGGAGGGAUGCUGUUCUACAUGACUUCACAGAAGCAGACCUCACUGGCGCUGGUUUUAGCGUCCUACGUCCUUGCACUGAUGCUCGAGUGCUAUUGGUACUGUAAAUUAUCGGAUGAUUUAAAUGAAACGAAUAAUAAUAUCGGGUUGGCGGUGUAUAGUCUAGAUUGGCCGCAGAAGUUACGCUAUCGUCCUGUAGCACACCGGACCUAUCGUGAAAUUCGUACCGCUUUGCUUCUAAUACUGGUCAAUUCGCAAAAAAGUCUUGACAUCAACUGUGGAGGAUUGUUCGAGAUGAAGAUCGAAACUUUUGCCGUCUUCUUGAACCUGUGCUACAAGUGUUUGAUGUUUCUGCUGAACAGAACUGGUUAAUAGACUACAAAACAAAAAUAAUCUCACGUUAUUAGAU
This is a messenger RNA of Wyeomyia smithii (pitcher-plant mosquito), 1274 nucleotides long. RefSeq lists its product as uncharacterized. NCBI's taxonomy places the organism in Eukaryota, Metazoa, Arthropoda, Insecta, Diptera, Culicidae. Bases 17 to 1237 code for a protein of 406 amino acids. Gene Ontology annotation, biological process: sensory perception of smell; detection of chemical stimulus involved in sensory perception of smell. Gene Ontology annotation, molecular function: odorant binding; olfactory receptor activity. Gene Ontology annotation, cellular component: plasma membrane. The record is from RefSeq and is a predicted model, not a curated record. The transcript is spliced from 3 exons.